This is a messenger RNA of Sorex fumeus (smoky shrew), 941 nucleotides long. It is a transcript of the gene KCNK15, whose product is annotated as potassium two pore domain channel subfamily K member 15. The coding region runs from base 6 to 941 and encodes 311 amino acids. Lineage: Eukaryota; Metazoa; Chordata; Mammalia; Eulipotyphla; Soricidae. The transcript has 2 exons. The record is from RefSeq and is a predicted model, not a curated record. Gene Ontology annotation, molecular function: potassium ion leak channel activity. Gene Ontology annotation, biological process: stabilization of membrane potential; potassium ion transmembrane transport. Gene Ontology annotation, cellular component: membrane.
GGACCAUGAGGAAGCAGAGCGUGCGCACGGCCGCGCUGGUCCUCUGCAUCCUGUCCUACCUGCUGGUGGGCGCCGCCGUGUUCGACGCGCUGGAGUCGGAGGCGGAGAGCGGCCGGCAGCGGCUGCUGGCGCAGAAGCGGGGCGAGCUCCGCAGCAAGUACCGCUUCUCGCCCGAGGACGACCGCGAGCUGGAGCGCCUGGCGCGCCAGGCCGAGCCGCACCGCGCCGGCCGCCAGUGGAAGUUCGCCGGCUCCUUCUACUUCGCCAUCACCGUCAUCACCACCAUCGGGUACGGCCACGCCGCGCCGGGCACCGACUCGGGCAAGGUCUUCUGCAUGUUCUACGCGCUGCUGGGCAUCCCCCUGACGCUGGUCACCUUCCAGAGCCUGGGCGAGCGGCUCAACGCGCUGGUGCGGCGCCUGCUGCUGGCGGCCAAGCGCGGCCUGGGUCUGCGGCGGCCGCACGUGUCCACGGAGAACAUGGUGGUGGCCGGGCUGCUGGGCUGCGCGGCCACGCUGGCCCUGGGCGCCGCGGCCUUCGCGCACUUCGAGGGCUGGACCUUCUUCCACGCCUACUACUACUGCUUCAUCACGCUCACCACCAUCGGCUUCGGCGACUUCGUGGCGCUGCAGAGCGACGAGGCCCUGCAGCGCAAGCCGCCCUACGUGGCCUUCAGCUUCCUCUACAUCCUCCUGGGGCUCACGGUCAUCGGCGCCUUCCUCAACCUCGUGGUCCUGCGCUUCCUGGCGGCCAGCGCCGACAGCCCCGAGCGCCCCCCGGGCCGGUACCCCCGGCCCCGGCCUUCCCCGUCCAUCUCCUACUGCGUCCAGCAGCGGGAGCUGGGGGCCCGCGACAAUCUGGGCUUCUCGCCCCCCGUGAGCCCCAAGCGGGGGUGUGGGGGCAGGCGCUGCGGGCCCCCAGCCAGGCGGAAGUCCAUCUGA